AUGAAUACGCUUACAAAAUUGUUAUAUAAUUCAAUAUUAUUGCGUAAUAAAGUAAAUACUUUAUCUUCAUCACGAAAAAGAAGUAUUUCAGCAAACGAUUUGGUUAAUAUGUGCCCAACGAAUAUUCAACCUUACUUGAGGCUUAUGCGGGUCGAUAAACCAACUGGAACGUGGCUAUUAUAUUGGCCUUGCACAUGGUCAAUAGGAUUAGCUGCACAGGCGGGUUGUUUUCCCGAUCUCAAAAUGUUAGCUCUUUUUGGCGCUGGGUCAUUCUUUAUGCGCUCCUCUGCAUGCAUUAUUAAUGAUAUAUUUGAUAAAGAAUAUGACAGAAAGGUAAAGCGUACUGCUACAAGACCUCUUGCCUGUGGCGAAUUGAACGAUCAUCAAGCGAUUGUUCUUCUUGGCGGUUUACUUUCAGUUUCUUUAGCGAUUCUUUUGCAACUCAAUUGGUUCAGUGUCGCAAUUGGUGCGAGCUCUUUAAUCUUAACGAUUUUAUAUCCAUUUGCAAAGAGGUAUACAUAUUGGCCACAACUCGUCCUUGGCUUCACAUUGAAUUGGGGAGUUCUUAUUGCAUGGGCACAUCUUUGCCCAAAUACAUUUUUGGUUGUCACUCCCCUAUAUAUUGCCACUGUGCUUCAUACAUUAAUUUACGAUACUAUUUAUAUUUUGUUUUAUCUUCGUUCUAAAACAGGAUUGACGUUCAAUUGGGGUGCAAUACUCGGUUGGUGCGCGGUUCGCGAAAGUAUCCUAUUGUCAGUUGUUUUACCGCUCUAUAUAGCUUCAAUAAAUUGGACAUUAAUCUACGACACAAUUUAUGCACAUCAGGAUAAAGCAGAUGAUAUUGUGGCGGGCGUGAAGUCGACAGCUUUACUCUUUGGUGAUAGAACGAAACAUUGGUUAAGCGGUUUCGGUGCUAUCGUCAUUUCUGGAUUAGCAAUCACUGGCAAAAUGGUUAAUCAGACUUGGCCAUAUUACUUUGCACUAACUAUCACAGCAUUACAAUUGUCAUGGCAAAUUGGAUUUGUAAAUAUUAAUGAUCCGAAAGAUUGUUGGAACAAAUUUGCAUCAAAUCGCUGGUUAGGAGCGAUACUUUUCUGUGGAAUUAUUGCUGGUAAUUUACUUAAAGAAAGAGAACAGCCGAAAGAGAAUUCUGAAAUUGUUCACCGUUGCGAAUUUUCCUGA
This is a messenger RNA of Dracunculus medinensis (Guinea worm), 1182 nucleotides long. The record is from the annotation of a GenBank genome assembly. NCBI's taxonomy places the organism in Eukaryota, Metazoa, Nematoda, Chromadorea, Rhabditida, Dracunculidae.